AUGCUCAUAAUAUCAGCGAAAUCACAGCUUACCAAUUUUGCAUAUAACGAAAGUGUUAUAGAUACUGGAUAUUCUCUUUUUGUACAAAACCUUCAAACUUAUGAUGAUGGAAUAACUCUUGUUCAUAUUACACGACGCGAUCCAACAAUAAACACAAAUUGUUCAGUGAAUUUAGGAUUAUCUUCACCCUUACAAACUUUUGGAUUGGAACAAUUAUUACGUUUAAGAGUUAUUCAAUUAAAUGGAUCGGUUAUCGAGAUUAAUCUUGAUUUAAACUUAAUUACACCAAAUUAUUGUGUAAUGCGUCAAACUAGUGGAGGCAUAGUGUUUCCCAUUAAAAUAUAUGCUUUACAAAAACCAUUAAUUCUAGUAACAUACGUAAAUGCUACAAAUUCAUCUGAUCCUAAUACUUAUGAAGAAUGGGGAACUGUUAUCGAUUGGUAUAGCAAUAUUCGAAGUAACAUAUAUUUUGGUCCGUCUUUUGUUGAUAAUUCUAAUAAUCAUUGGUCUCCGCAAAGUUCAAUUGAGUUAAAUAUAAAUAAGAAAUUGGGAUUUUUUAGACUAGCUUUUAUAAGAAAAGAUGAUCCUUUGAAUCCUUUGUGUAUUCCACUUAGUCAAUUUACUAAUCCUCAAGUUAAACUUAAAAGCUUUCAGCUCGUAGCAAUGUCUACUAUUGAUGGUGGUUAUGCUUUAUUCUAUGCUAACUCUACUGAAAAUGUUAGUAGUAAUCGAACAUUAGCUAUACGUGGCACUGUAUAUGCUAAUUUCAUAUCCUAUAACAAAACAGUUCAAGAUAGAACGAUUCUUCUCUAUGAAUUAGAUAGAAAUGUAACUUUUAAUGGAAUUUAUUGUGACUUAGUAGCUGUUGGUUUUGGUCAAGUUUGCACAUUAUCUAUCGACUAUACAAAUACAACUAUCAACCCUAUCAAUAAUAGCACAAUAAAUAACAGUACAACAAGUUAUGUAAGAAUUUAUUUCUUAACAUCAGGAUCAGUAUUAAAAAUAGAUGUAUUAUCCGAACUUCCUAAUAUAACUAGUAUACCUUUACAAGGUUGGAUGAUAAAAGCAAUGGCAUUCGGUGGUUACAUAUUACAUGCUGGUGAUGCUGUUAAUUAUGCUCAUAUAAUUUAUCCUUAUGAUGAAUAUAACUUUCAAGUACCUUUGGUUUCAGCAAUAUUACCAAAUGGUUCUGUUUUUAUUAAUAAUAAUUUUUCUACAAAUCCUUAUGGUGCAAAUGCUAUUAUGAAUAAUAAUAAUACUUUUCUACUUCCAUCAUUCAAUAUAAAUGAUCCAAACACUCUUUGGUCUUUGCAAGCUAUCCCACUACCUAAAGUUUUAGAAGAUCAUGAUCACGGUUAUGGUAAUCUCCAAAUAGACAAAGUUAACCCACCUAUUAAUAGUGGUGUCGAUCCUUUUACUGCAACUUUAAGCAUAACCUUCUAUGAUCCCGUUAUUUUAUCGGUUGACAAAACAUCUGGUCAUAUCACCAUUUAUAAAACUUCCGAUAAUAGCAUUAGACAACAAAUUUCACCGACAAUGAAUGAUUUUUGUAAAAUCAGUUUGGAUGGAAAAACUCUUUAUAUAAAUAUUAUUAAUAGUGCAUUUAAUCAGUAUGGUGAAAGUUAUCAUGUACAAAUGGAUAAUAAUUUUGUUAAAAGUAAACUUUAUAAUGAACCUUUAAAAGGAAUUGGUGAUGGGAUUUGGAAUCUUACUUCAAAUGUUAGGAAUAAUGUAAUCGCAUUUAAUUCUUCAGUUAAUGCUAUUGUUGGUUUGGUCGGUAUUACAAAAGAUGCCAAGGAAAAGUUUUUAUCCUUAUCAUCCUAUGAUCGAUCUAAAUAUUUUAUGGAUUUGUUAAAUGAAAUUUCUAUUAAAGUACCAAUUCGACGUUCACGUUUAAGCACAAAUAAAAGAUUUCAGCAUAAUGAUUAUGGAAAACCUGAAGAACAAAUUAUUUUUUCUAUUAAAAUUGAUGUAAAAUCACCGGAUUCAGAUGAAAAUACUGUUGAUAGUGUGGUAUCGGACAUAUAUAAUAUGAUUACUUAUAAGGAAAUUACAACCUUUUCUAAUGGUCUUACAAAUGAUUUGGAUAAGAAUUUCGGCUUUGAAGUGAUGAGUAAUUUAUUGGUCGAUAACCAAACCUUAAUUGUUGUAUCGAUUUUGGUUCUUAUAGCAAUCACAAUUUUAUACAUCUUAACAUUCAAAGAUGUUUUAAAAAAUUUCAAUGCCGAAUUAAUUAAAAUCCUUCAUACAUUUUCAAGUUAUGCAAUAAUUGCUACAAAUUUCUUUUUUACGUCUUAUUUUGUUAUUAUGAAUUCUAUAGAAAAACCAAAUCUUUUUUUGCCAAGUAUAAUUAUAUGGUCUAUUCAAAUUGGCAUAAAUUUUAUUAUGGUUAUCGUCAUGCUUAUUUAUAUCUCUGAACUUUCAAUGCCUACGAAAGAUGAUAUAAUUAAAGCUUUCAAAAAUUUUGGUAUAAGCAUAUAUGAGAUUUUUAAAAGCAUUAUAAAUUAUAUUAAGAACAUGAAUGAGAAAAUUUUUUCCGAAGCAAAAGAAAUGUAUAAUAAAAUGGCUAUAUACGCAAAACUUGAAGAAGAACAACCUUUAGUAGAAAAUAUUAAAGAUUUAGUAAUAAUUUCUAUUGAAAAAGAUCCUGAUUUAAUUUCAAAAAAAAACGAUACAAAGAAAUCAGAUGAAAAGUUUGAUAAAAAUAAAUAUUAUGAAAUAAUUGGAGAAGUUAUUAAAGAAAAUAAACAUGAUAGUGUUCAUAUAAUAAAAAAUGAUUUCGAAAAUUCCGAAAAAUUAAGUAAAAUUUUUGAUAGAAAAAAAGAUGAAAUUUCUAAUCAAAUUAAAUCAGAAAUUAAUCAUAUACCUGAAAUUCUUAAAAGAAUCUUUGAAAAUUCACAUGAUAGUUCUUGUAGUAAUGAUUUAAAAAAUAUUAAACCUGAAGAUAUUACUACAGAAAUACAAUCUACUACAAAGUUAUUACAAGUUUCAAUAAAAAUACAUCACGAAUUUCAUGAAGAGAAAAGAAAAUUAAUUCUAGCUGAGAUUCAUAUUGGAAUUGCGGUUAUAAUUUUAGAUAAACUUGUUGACAUUUUAUUAGAUGAAUUUUUUAUCUUAUUAGAAAAAAAAUUUUUGAAUACUAUUAAAGAUAAAAUUUCAACUAUUAAAAAAUCGAAAAAAAAAUCGGGCAAAGAUGAAGAAUUUGAAGAUGAAUUGACCAAUGGCGCUAAUAAUAUCAAAAAUGAGAUUUUUAAUAAAUUUAAACAUAUUAAAAUUCAUGAUCUUAAAGAUAAUGAAGAAAUUUUUGAUGGACAAGAAGUUUCUAUAGAACAAUCAAACAAUUCCAUUAAAAUUUCCAAAGAAAUCGAAUAUAAAAUUCUGAAUAAAUUUUAUAAACAAAUUUCUAAUGAAAGUUCUGAUGUGGAAGUAACUUUUAAUGAAGAACAAAAAUUCACUGAAAUUGAAAAGAAAAUUUCUGAACAAAUUCAACAAAUAAUUCAAAAUGAAUAUUUUCUUAGGAACAUUUACAACAAAAUUGAUAAUGAGUUAGAAAUUUAUGGCAAAAUUGAUAGUGAGCUAGAAAUUUAUGACAGGCAUAAAACUCUUAUCGAAGAGAAAAAAAAGGAAACUCUUGAUCAUGAAGAACAAAAAACUAUUGAUCAAAUUCAUGAAUGUCAUGAAUGGGCUAAAAACCACUUACAUGAAAUUUUUAAUAAAAUUUAUAAUGAAGAAACUUCCAAUAAAAAGCAAGAUUAUGCUGAAAUUCCUAAGGAAAAGCAAGAUUAUGCUGAAAUUUCUAAUAAAAUCAAAAAUAAAAUUUCUGAUCAAAUCCAUAAAAGAAUUGAAAAAAAAUAUUUUUUUGAAAUUCUCAAGAAAAUUUACGAAGAUGAGGAUGGGAAUUACGACAAAUCAAACAAAAUUUCUGAAAAAUUUUUCAACGAUGAGAAUAACAAACCUCUAAAUGAAGAGCCAAAUGAAAUCAUUGAAAAAACUUACAGAUAUGAGAAUAACAAACCUCUAUACGAAGAGCCAAAUGAAACUAUUGAAAAAAAUUACAAUGAUGAAAAUAACAAAUCUCUUAAUAAAGAAUCAAGUGAACAAAUAAGAAGCAUUUCAAAAAAAAAUCGAAGAAGCACUUUAAGCAAAGCACAAACAUAUUGUUCUAAUGUGAUACAAAAUGAUCAUACCAAAAUAUCCUAUAAGGUUGAUAGAAUCAAAAAAAUAUUUUCUGGAACAUUGAAAAAAGCACUUCAUGUGAAAGAAGACAUACUUAUGGAUAUGAAACAUAUGUUAUUCAUCAUUUUUGUAAUAUUUGAUAGUGAAUCUUUAAUAUUUAUGAAUGACAUAACAGAAGAUUAUAUUAAGAAAAUAACAUAUAUUAAUGUGAACAAGGGGCGAAAUACACAUGAUAUUAUAUAUAUAGAAGAAAGGGUUAAAGCAGUUGAAGCCUGUAUUAAAAAAGCUAUUCGAAUUAAAGAUAGUAGUGUAAAAUCAGAAUUUUCGGAAAGUGCAUCAAGCACCACAUCCCCUGGUAGUGCACCACAAGUAGUAAACGUUCAAACUUAUGAUAAUGGGGCAAUUCUUGUCAGCGUUGCACGAAAAAGUGAUUCACAAAAACAAAAAGACAAAAUAGCAAUAUAUAAUUCACUCAACUGCACACUGAUUUUUGAAAAUAUAUUACGACUAAGAGUCAUUCAAACAGACGGAAAAAUUAAAGAAAUUAAUUCCAAUUUGAACCUUGAUCCUGUGAAUUAUUGUAUAUUUAAUGAUCCAUACGGAAAUCCAGUGAAUCCUAUUAAUAUAUACACUUUACAUAAACAAUUUAUUCUAGUAAAUUAUGUGAAAGUUGACUCUGGAAAUUAUGAAGAGUGGGGAAGUGUUAUUGAUUGGAGUGGUAACAGUCUAAGUGAUGUUCAUUAUGGUCCGUCUUAUAUUAAUUCUAAUGGCUCUUGGAGUCCACAAAGUAUAAUUCAAUUAAAUGUGAACAAGAAACAAGGAUUUUUUAGAUUUAACACUGUAAGAGUAAACGGUUUAGACCGGACAGAAUGGCAGCAAUAUCUUGUUGAUGAUUCCGGAAAGAUAUCAAAACUGACAAAUAAUAGUAUUUCACUAAAUGACCCAAAUUCUAAUAAUUCUAUAAUCACGACGAUAUCUACUGUCACUGGCGGUUAUGCUAUACUGUGUGUUAACUCAUCGAUAAAUUAUAACACUUCAACAUUAACCACACGUAGCGGAUUAUAUAUAAACGUUAUACCCUAUAAUCAGUCAACCCCAUCUGAUCAAGUUCUCCUAUAUCAAUUAACCCUUCCCAACAUAAUUUUUCUUGGACUUUAUUGUGAUAUAGCACCAAAUAGCAUCGGUUAUAUGUGCAUAAUUGAAAUUAGUUAUAAUUCGCAAUUGAAUUAUAUAAAAGUUCAUUUUUUAACUUCUGAAUCAGUGACUUCGAUCAAUAUAUUAUCCAAUAUUCCUGACAUAAGCGCAAUUAAUUUCACAUCCAGAAAUCUUGGAAUGCAAGCAAUGACAUUUGGUGGUUAUUUAUAUUAUGCUAUGGCUAAAAAUAACAGUUAUUAUAUUUGGCCUUAUGAUGAAAACGACCAAAUGUUGACUCCGCUGGGUCCUUUUUCUGCAAAUGAAUUUACUGCAAAUGUUAUUUAUAACAAUAUUAAUCGGAAUAAUCUUAAUUCCGCAGUUAGUAUUAUGGGAAAUAAUACUUUUAUAAUCGCUUCCAAUACAAGUAGUCAAAGUACUUCGUGGUCUCUGCUCUUUGUUCCGUUACCUCGACUUUAUGAAGAUACUGGCUACGGUAAUCUUCAAAUAUUUAACAUUAUGCCGCCACCAAUUAAACCACCUAACGACGGUACUAUCGAUUCUUCUACGACUUCUCUAAACAUUACCUUUAAUCGUUCUGUUAUUUUGUCGACCGGUUCUAUUACUAUUUAUAAAUCUUCUGACAACACAAUUAGACAAACAAUUUCUGCAACAAUGAGUGAUUAUGUUAAAUUUAUGGAUAAAAACCAUACGAUUGUCAGUAUAACUAUACUUAGUAGUACAUUUAAUCAAUACGGUGAAAAUUAUUAUUUACAAAUGGAUGCUAAUUUUGUCAGAGAUGAGAUGUUAUCUGAACCCUUAACAGGAAUUAAUGAAGGAAUUGUUAAAUUCACAUCGAAGGAAGCUGCUAUUUGUUUGGCUCGUCUCACUACUGUUGCAACAGAAAAAUUUAAAAAUCUCGCUAAUGCCAACAAAACAGAUUAUUUUAAAGCUUUAUUGCAAGAGAUUUCUAAAAAAUUACCAGUCAGAACAGAACUUCUAUCUACAGAUAAUAACUAUCAAUAUUUAACUAUUAAUUCUAAAGAAAAUGCCCAAUUCGCUAUUCGUGUGGAUAAAACAAAUCCAAAAAUAGAUAAUUAUACUACUGUUCCAGGGAUAGUAUCAGAUUUAGAUAAAAUGAUCAGGAAUAAACGUAUCACUACUUUCUCCAAUGGUUUAACAAACGAUUUAGAUGAGACUUAUGGUUUUAAACCGAGAGGCAAUAUACUUGGCGAUUAUAAAUUCGAAAUUAUUCCUUUGUUCUCUGCUGGUGCAGGGAACCUUUUGGUUUACAUCUUUUCUCAAUUUUCGUCUGAUUCUGAUGAUUUUAAGCAAAUGCUCAAUGUAGUCUCAAGUGGAUUAUUUACUGCUACUCAUACAAGUUUUUCAGGCAUAUUUGCUUUUUCUGAUGCUAAAAAUUACCCGUUAUUAAGUUUGCCAAGUGGCGGAGUCAAAAAACUUAAAUUUGUGAAUCUUUUAACCAUUCUUCUAGCAUUGUAUAAUAGCGAAACUUUACUACUUGUAAAUGGAAUCAAAUUACAAGAAAUAUUUGAUGAAAAAUUUGAGCCUAUGGUUAAAUAUAGGGCUUUUGCUGAUAUUUUUAUUAAGAAUACUCCACAGCUUGUUAUUCAGGUAAAGUUUUCAUUAUAG
Messenger RNA from Cetraspora pellucida, 6957 nucleotides. NCBI's taxonomy places the organism in Eukaryota, Fungi, Glomeromycota, Glomeromycetes, Diversisporales, Gigasporaceae. The record is from the annotation of a GenBank genome assembly.